Molecule: messenger RNA, 849 nt
Organism: Orbilia oligospora ATCC 24927
Lineage: Eukaryota; Fungi; Ascomycota; Orbiliomycetes; Orbiliales; Orbiliaceae
Exons: 3
Coding region: 1-849 (282 amino acids)
Source: RefSeq, a predicted model, not a curated record
AUGCCUUCGAAAAAGAAUAAACGCAAGCAGAAAAACAAAGGUACCACUGCUAGUGAAGAGGAUAUUUAUACCUACCGAGGCUCUAAAACCGACAAGUACGGCAACAAGAUUCCCAGGGUUCGUAACAAGCCAAAUAUCAUCGUGGCACCUACCCCUAAGGGUGGCCGUCAAAAUACCACGAUGAAUUCAAACGGCAGGUCGAAUCCAUACCCAGGUGCUCCUUCUGAUGGUGGUUCCAACACUGAAUAUGAGUUUGGCCGUCCCCGCGGCCUUCGAGUUCGCCCUAUCAAAGAAAAGCCACGCCACGACCCUGUUGCAGAUCUUAACCGAGUUAUGGAGCAGGGCCGCCGAGAAGUUGACGCUCUUCGUCGUGCCAUUGAAGUCAAAAAAAACUACGGUGAAAAUACCGGACGUCUUCCGGGCUUGACCGACCAGCUUUCCGACAAGAUAGCCGAAUUGGAACUGUAUAACACCAGCGAAGAGGCUAGAACGCAACAUGCUUGGGCUUUAGCUCGUGAUCACGACAACAAGAUCCGAGAAAAGGCCAAACAUAACCAAGAAAACAAACCACCAGCUGCUGUCAAAGGUCUCCGCCCAUACCGUGGCCCAGAGGACUUUUGGUCCUACGACAAAGAGGACCGGGAUAUGAUUAUCGAGGCAGCAGCAAGAAUCAUCCAAAAGGAGGCACUGACCCGACGCCGUCGGGAGGUUGCACCCAUUGCUGCCAUCUGCCAACGUACCCGAUAUCUCUCUGUCGAACAAAGAGACUAUAUUGGCCGCUGGGUUCUCAGCUUGCCAGAUGAGUUUGAAGGAGGGGAUGGCCCUGCGCCAGUCCCGACUUAUGGGUAG